This is a messenger RNA of Physeter macrocephalus (sperm whale), 827 nucleotides long. It is a transcript of the gene PPRC1, whose product is annotated as PPARG related coactivator 1. NCBI's taxonomy places the organism in Eukaryota, Metazoa, Chordata, Mammalia, Artiodactyla, Physeteridae. The record is from RefSeq and is a predicted model, not a curated record. Bases 248 to 583 code for a protein of 111 amino acids. Gene Ontology annotation, cellular component: nucleus. Gene Ontology annotation, molecular function: transcription factor binding; RNA binding. Gene Ontology annotation, biological process: positive regulation of transcription by RNA polymerase II. The transcript is spliced from 5 exons.
UUCCUCUGGACGUUCCCGAAGAUGCUCUUCCUCUUCAUCCUCCUCAUCUUCCUCCUCAUCUUCCUCAUCCUCAUCAUCUAGUUCCCGAAGUCGGUCCCGCUCUCCAUCUCCUCGCCGGAGAAGUGACAGGAGGCGGCGGUACAGUUCUUAUCGUUCACACGACCAUUACCAAAGGCAGAGAGUCCUGCAGAAGGAGCGUGCAAUAGAAGAGAGAAGAGUGGUCUUCAUUGGGAAGAUACCUGGUCGCAUGACUAGGUCAGAGCUGAAACAGAGGUUCUCUGUUUUCGGAGAGAUUGAGGAGUGCACCAUCCACUUCCGUGUGCAAGGUGACAACUAUGGCUUCGUCACUUAUCGCUAUGCCGAGGAGGCAUUUGCAGCCAUCGAGAGUGGCCACAAGCUGAGGCAAGCAGAUGAACAGCCCUUUGAUCUCUGCUUUGGGGGCCGCAGACAGUUCUGCAAGAGAAGCUAUUCUGAUCUUGACUCCAACCGGGAAGACUUUGACCCUGCUCCUGUAAAGAGCAAAUUUGAUUCUCUUGACUUUGACACAUUGUUGAAACAGGCCCAGAAGAACCUCAGGAGGUAACCCUGGGCCCUUCUCCCCCACCCCCUUUUCAUUGGAGGUGCCCAACCUCCUCCAUUCCCUCCCCCAGUCUAGGGGAGACAGCUGCUAGUGAGGAGAUGACUGUUUUAUAAAGAAAUGGAAAAAAGUGAAAUAAAAAUGUGUUAAAUCAGAUUUUUUUAAAGUGGUAUUUGUUUUUUAUAAUAGGCAUUGAAACACAUUAACUUGCAUUCCUAUGUAAGAUGGAUGGGGUUGAGGUAACCCUGGG